UCUCUCUCUCUCUCUUCCUUCUCUGUCGCUGCGACUCUGCGUGUGUGAGAAGUGCGAGGUCGGGGCAGGUUUCUCUGCAAUGGCGACCGAGAAGCUAACGGAGUACGAGCGCCAGAGGCUCGAGAACAUCAAGCGAAAUGAUCAGAUGAUGGCCGCUCUCAAGCUCCAUUCCAAGGCCUCCCAGCUCGCCGCUUCCUCCAAGCGCCAAAAAAUCGAGAACCAGACCAAAACCUCCGCGUUUAAGAGCUACAAAAAGCCUAAAGACGAGGCUCCGGUCGUUAUUCGGCGCUCGCUCCGCGCCAGAGGGAUGCCGCCGGACUCUAAGGGUCUCAUGGAUGAUUUCGAUGAUGCGGCCCAUACAGCCCCGGAGUCAAAGUCCAAGUUUUCACCGAGGAAUAUGGGGUCUUUCUCUUUGGGUGAUGCGUACGAUGGCGCGGGAUCCCGGGAUGCAUUCGUUCGCGCGAUGCGGCGUUUCUCGAAGAAAGCCGAGAUGGGCGUUUCGGUCAAAGAGGAAAGUGGAGUUAAGGGGUGUGAAGAUGAGAUUUUGAGAAAUUCAGUCGCAGGUCUGAGUGCACACUCAGUAGGUUGUGGAGAUAUCAAGAAUGAGGAUUCAUUAGAGUUCGCUGGUUCUUUGACUCCGCAAGUGGGGGAUUCAUUAGGCUGCCGACUCGAGAGAGAAGGCACCAAGACCGAAGAAUCAUCGGAGUUCAUUAGUACAGUGAAAAUGGAGGACUCAUUAGGUUAUGGAAUUAAGAGAGAAGGUCUCGAUGAUUCCUCAGAGUUCAUUAGUUCUUUGACCCUGGAAGAGGAGAAUGUUGCUAGAGUUGUCCCCGGUAGGGUAAUGGUGGUGAAAUUUUUCCCCUCCACCGAACUGAGAAUGGUGGCUGUUGGAAGCAAGUAUGGAAAUGUCGGGUUUUGGAAUAUGGAUCCCGAGAAAGAUGAGGGAGACGGCGUGUACUUGUACCGCCCGCAUUCUGCUCCAAUUGGAGGGAUCUCGAUCCAACCAUUCAACAUUGGAAAGAUUUUUACCUGCUGCUAUGCUGGAUUUGUCCGCAUGAUGGAUGUCGAGAAAGAGAGAUUUGAUUUGGUACAUGCCAGUGAUGAUGCUAUCUUUUCUCUCUCUCAACGACCGCAUGAUGGAAGCUGCUUGUAUUUUGGUGAGGGUCGUGGAGGUUUAAAUAUCUGGGAUCUGAGGGUUGGAAAAUCCACUGCUUUGUGGGCUCUACAUGAAGAUAGAAUCAACACCAUUGACUUUAAACCACAAGAUUGCUUUGUCUUUGCAACAAGUUCUACAGAUGGCACUGCUUGUAUUUGGGAUUUGAGGAGAAUGGGUGCUGAAAAUGUGAAGAGUUUAAAGGUUAUUCAACAUGAAAGGGCCGUGCACUCUGCUUAUUUUUCUCCUUCUGGUAGCAGCCUUGCAACGACAAGUUUUGAUGACACUGUAUGUAUAGCGAGUGGGGACAAUUUUGAGAAGACUUCUCACGUGUUCCACAAUAACCAGACGGGUAGAUGGAUCUCCUCUUUCAGAGCAAUUUGGGGCUGGGAUGAUUCAUAUAUCUUCAUCGGCAAUACAAAGAGAGCAGUUGAUGUCAUCUCGCCGACGCAAAGUAAAGUUGUCAUGAGUUUGCAGAGUCCAUGCAUGUCUGCAAUCCCAUGCAGGUUUGAUGCACAUCCGCUCGAGGUUGGGGUCCUAGCGGGAGCUACUGGAGGUGGUCAGGUUUAUACCUGGACAUCUCGUAGGUAGCAAAUUCACUACAAUCCUCGCCAGUUUGUCCAGUUAAAGCUCUAAUGCAUUACUUGCAAAAUGUUGCAGUUUUUGUGAUUCGGCUGUUGACUACUUUUUGGCAAUAGAAGGCUUUGCUUUUGUCUGU
Molecule: messenger RNA, 1871 nt
Organism: Rhodamnia argentea
Lineage: Eukaryota; Viridiplantae; Streptophyta; Magnoliopsida; Myrtales; Myrtaceae
Product: WD repeat-containing protein 76
Exons: 5
Coding region: 80-1744 (554 amino acids)
Biological process (GO): regulation of DNA damage checkpoint
Cellular component (GO): nucleus
Molecular function (GO): protein binding; DNA binding
Source: RefSeq, a predicted model, not a curated record